This is a messenger RNA of Cavenderia fasciculata, 2316 nucleotides long. RefSeq lists its product as uncharacterized. The transcript has 4 exons. Gene Ontology annotation, cellular component: lamellipodium; plasma membrane. The coding region runs from base 1 to 2316 and encodes 771 amino acids. Gene Ontology annotation, biological process: regulation of Arp2/3 complex-mediated actin nucleation; cell migration. NCBI's taxonomy places the organism in Eukaryota, Evosea, Eumycetozoa, Acytosteliales, Cavenderiaceae. Gene Ontology annotation, molecular function: protein binding. The record is from RefSeq and is a predicted model, not a curated record.
AUGAGUAGCAACGAUAUAUCAUUAGAUUACUCUCAAUCUAAUGGAUCUUCAUUUGGUGCAAGUGAAAAAAAAUCAAUUGAACAUUAUUUAUUAUCAAAAGGAUUAAAACAAAAUGCAGUAUUAUUUAGUGGAGUAUUUACAGAUUUAAAGAAAAAGAAACUAUGGGAUAUCAAUUCAAAGCAAAAAGAGGAAGAACAAUUGUUGGUAGUUACAUUGUAUCGUAUCUAUGUAUUCUCUAGUACCGGUGGCAAGGUGAUUAGUGAUGGUCAUCUAUUGGAUCUCGUCGAAUAUGUACCUGCUAGCGAUGUUGCUACACUCAAGUUUAGACAAUACGUAGUCACCUUUGGUAGUGUUGCUGCCAAGGUUGACGAGUUGGCAAUGGCCAUCAAAAAGAUGUUCUCUAUCAACUUUCCAGGUAUGCAACAAGGUGGUGAAUUGCCAAAGGAUAUUGGUCCUUGUGGAGGCUUCUCACGUACCUAUCGUUGUGUAUCCGACUAUUACGGUGUACCACCACGUGAUGACAUUUGUUGGGAAAUUGAUAACCUUUUCGAAGCAAAUAAUAUUAAAGAUUUAAAUCUUUCUGAUUGGCCUGAGCCUCCUUCCCCUGCUCAAGGUAAAUCAAUGAUUGAAGCACUUAAAUAUAAUAAAUGGUUUGAAUCAAUUAUUAUAUUUAAUAAUCCAAGUUGUAAAAUUAGUAAUGAUGGUAUUUUAAGUUUAAAUGGUAUUUUACAAACAAAUAAUAAAAUUACAAAGUUAAUUUUACAAAAUAUAAACGCAAGAGAGAGUUGGAUGACACCAGAAACAUGGAUGACAAUGGCAAUGAAUAAUUAUUUACAUACAAUUGAUUUAUCAAAUAAUGCAAUUGAGGAUCGUGGAGCACAGUCAUUGUGUAAUGAUUGGUUGGCAACGAUUGGACACGAGAUUCAAUAUUUAAAUAUUUCAAAGUGUCAAAUUGGAAAGACUGGUCUCUCGUUGAUAUUCAAGACCAUGCGUCAAAACAAAUGGAUCUUAAAGAAUAUCAAAUUCUUGUCAGUGUCUGGCAACAAGAUGGAGGAUAGCGGUGUCGAUUUGGUUCCAUUCCUCGCAGAGGCACAAUCACUCAAACAAUUUGAAAUGGCCGAUUGUAAUGUAAAGUGGUCUAGUCUUCGUCCAAGCUCUUCGAUUCAAAGAUCAAAGGAAACUAGAAUGAUUACCAAACUCGACCUUUCCUCCAACAAGUUGGUGCAAACCAAGUCAUCGUCAUCGGGUGGAAGCAAGGUUAUUGACGCAUCAACACAACAAGAUGCCAAUGAUCUUGCGUCAUUCCUUCAAUUGAUUGCUCCUAAUCUUGCAGACGUUAAUCUUUCAUCGACAAUGUUGCCACCACAAUUCAUCGUUCCAGUUUUGAGUGCUGCAUCCAACUUGGUUCGUUUGGAUCUGUCUGAUUGCGAUCUUGGAGAAGAGGGUAUUAUUCAAUUGGUCGAUACGCUCUGUCAAACCACUUUACCCAAGCUCAAACAUCUCUUUAUCAACCGAAACAUCACAACCUCUCCAUCGACCGACAUUCUCUCGCAGACACUGUCCAACACGCUCUCUUUGGCUGGUCGUGUAGUUAACCGUACCAUCCCAUCGGCUUCCAACACCACACAUGCUGCCAAUGCCGUCAAAGCACUCGUUCAACUCAUCCAACCAUCGUCAUUUGCGUUGUGUCCACUUGAGACACUGCACUUUGCCGGCUCAAACAACGGACGUCUCCGUGCCGAUAUUAUCCCAUUGGCACAAGCACUCCUCCGUAACGACACCAUCAUGGAGUUGGAUAUUGCCGGUCACCACGCUGGUGACGACCUCGCCAUCACCUUGGGACGUGCUAUCCAAGUCAACCGCACCCUCAAAACAUUAUACUGGGAUGAAAACCUCACCACUACAGUCGGUCUUGAAUACUUUUCAAUUGGGUUCCGUCGUAACCAAUCACUCCAACACAUGCCACUACCAGUACUUGAUAUCGGUGAACUCUUAAAACUACCCGAAAACUCACCUGCUAUGCAGUCCAUCAAAGAGCGUCUCAAACUUGUCGACACUACCACCACUGUUCAAGAACGUGUCACUCAACUGGCAUCAGAGAUUCAAUCACAAAUCAUCAACAAUAAUCUUAGAAAGAUGAAAGAUGCCAUCAACAAGGCAAUGAUUAGAAAGAGAACUGAAAAUGCAAUUUCACAAUCAAUGAAGCAAGCCUCUGCUACUACCUCUCCACUUCAAACAACAACUCCAUCUACUCCUUCAACCCCCUCAACUAAUAUGACAUCAAAUCCUGAUGAAUUGGUUGAAGAAACUCUCUAA